AGAAGUAUUUACCAAAUAAAUAAAACUACUCUUCUUGUUAUUCAAUUCAACUUCGAAUCAGACUCAAUAUCGACACUAACUCUAAUAAGUCCAACACACUCUGAUGAAAUCAAAUGUUGAAUCGAACGGAAAUUGGUAAUCGUUGGGGAUCGGCUGAACUUUAUUCGCAUUUUUCUUCGUUCUUUGUUGUCCAUUCGCGCUCUUUGCAGGGUCUAUAGUUUUCGCUACAAGUUUCGAUUCGCGUCGGCGGGAAACUUUAUUUCGUAUAAAUCGAGCUGAGGUUCUGUAGUUAUUUGUGUUUGUCUGUAAAAACUUACGAGGAUGGAUUGUGGCGUCGAUAGGAUUAGCGAUCUUCCCAUUGAUAUUAUAAACAAAAUUCAAGUGUGUAUGCCUUUGCAUGAUGCUGUGAGGACGAGCAUACUGUCAUGGGAAUGGAGAUAUCAUUGGGUUACUAUGCCACACCUUGUUUUUGAUAAAAAUAUGAGAGGAAACCAUGAAUUCAUAGUGGAUCGAACUUUGUUGCUUCACAAAGGAACCAUUACCAAAUUCUCAAUCAUGAAAUGUUUGAUCAGAAGCAGUUUGGCUUUUAUCCGCUGGCUAUUUGUCUUAUCAGACCAUCGAAUCGAUACCCUUGUGCUUGUAUUUCCCAUCCUGAACUAUAUACAACCAAUCAAAAUUCAUCUCAUUAGUUUUGAUCACCUCAAACAUUUGCACAUUGAAGAUGAAUGUCAAAUCGAGCUUUCGCCUCUGUUUAGAGGAUUUAAAAGCCUUGUUCGACUGGAGAUUAUCAAUGUCAAUAUUAAACUUCAAAACUUGGAAGUGCUUCUUGCUAAAUGUCCGGUGAUCAACUACUUGAAGUUGAGGUUCUCUGUUGAUCAUAUACAUGGGACGAUGGAAGAACUUCCAAAUAAGCUCAAUUCUCUCACUGUUCUACAACUCGGCGAACUCGACUUUCAAUGUCUGGAAAGUGUCAAAGUUCUUAUGAGUUUGAUUAAAAGCUUCCCCAAUUUGCAGUCUCUUAAAAUUGGUAGCAUCUCCAAUGUUCAUGCCAACCGUGUUACCAACUAUCUGAAGCAACAACGAACUUUAAAUGUUCCUCUCAAGUGUCUUGAAUAUGUGAAGAUCCGCAUCAUGAUGAAUUAUGCUGCGGAUGUGGAAUUUGUGAAGAAUCUUUUGAUGUGGACAACUGUGCUUAAGAAAGUAGAACUAGAUUGUUUUAUAGGCUAUCGUAAUCUUGAUGUAAGAGGUAUGUUGGAAGAGAUUGCGAGCUUCCAACGAGCUUUUUCUUCAUCUAGAGCACAAAUUAUAGUUGACAACGGACGCAAUUGGUUUGAAUUCUGGAAAGACUAAUGUUGUUUGUGAAAAUUGCUGGACAGGCAAUAAUCUGGAUUAGUGCAAUGCGGGGUGGGUAGUAUAUACUAGAUAGAACAUGUGAAGGAGGUCCUCAGACAAUAUUAUAUGUUGUGGGUAUGCCUCAUUUUUGUCGAAAAUUCUCUCUAGUGUUCCCUGUUAUAUGAUAAGAAGAAGAUGAUACAUACAUAAUGCAUUAAGUGAGAAAUUUGUAUAGCUCGUGGCCUGGCCUUUGCUGUGAUCAUGUUUUUGCAAU
Andrographis paniculata is the source of this 1606-nucleotide messenger RNA. Its product is annotated as F-box/FBD/LRR-repeat protein At1g13570-like. Bases 322 to 1350 code for a protein of 342 amino acids. The transcript has 4 exons. NCBI's taxonomy places the organism in Eukaryota, Viridiplantae, Streptophyta, Magnoliopsida, Lamiales, Acanthaceae. Gene Ontology annotation, molecular function: protein binding. The record is from RefSeq and is a predicted model, not a curated record.